Aedes aegypti (yellow fever mosquito) is the source of this 755-nucleotide messenger RNA. RefSeq names its product protein FAM136A. Lineage: Eukaryota; Metazoa; Arthropoda; Insecta; Diptera; Culicidae. The transcript is spliced from 2 exons. The record is from RefSeq and is a predicted model, not a curated record. The coding region runs from base 176 to 595 and encodes 139 amino acids. Gene Ontology annotation, cellular component: cytoplasm.
CAGCAAUCGAUCCGGUCUCGGCGACAGUCGCUUUUGGUGUUCUUCCUGCGUGCGCGAAAGAAGAGUUUCUAGCUCGAGAAUAAAACUUAAUAUUUUUUGGAAUUAUUCAGAUUAAAUUCGUAGUUAUCCGCGGACCACACGCAAAACGUGAUUGUGUAUAAGUACUUUGACAAAAAUGGUGGAACAACAGAAACAAAGAAUCGAGCUGGAAUUGUCUCGCCGCGUAGAUGAAUUGGACCGCACAAUCUUGCGUAAGAUGCAGGGUGAAAUGCACGAAUGUGCAGCACGUUGUUGUAGGGACAGCAAUGCCAGCAUGGACUCUGUACAGCGCUGCAUAGAAGCCUGCUCAACACCGGUACAACGCGCUCAGCAACACGUAGAAACCGAACUAGGCAAUUUCAAUAAUCGACUGCAACGUUGUGUCAUGGAUUGUAACGAUUCCAUCAAAGAUAAAAUGGGUCCGAAACCGUCCGAUGAGGACAUUUCCAAGUACACCGCGAUGUUCGAACGCUGUGCAAUCAAGUGCGUCGACAAACAUGUAGAUUUAUUGCCCGGAUUGUUCAAAUCCAUGCAUCAGGUGCUAGGGAACAAAUGAUUCUAGCGUUAAAACUAUUAAGGCCCACUUGUGUUCUCUGAUUGGGUUUUUGUACAGAAUUUGGUUACUAAAACCAAUUAAAACGAUGCAUUUCACAGUUGACAUCAUCUAGUGUUACCGUUAAAAUAUGUUUGGGAAUAUAUUAAAAAUGUACAAUGAA